Aspergillus heteromorphus CBS 117.55 is the source of this 530-nucleotide messenger RNA. RefSeq lists its product as uncharacterized. The transcript has 2 exons. The coding region runs from base 99 to 530 and encodes 143 amino acids. Lineage: Eukaryota; Fungi; Ascomycota; Eurotiomycetes; Eurotiales; Aspergillaceae. The record is from RefSeq and is a predicted model, not a curated record.
UAAACCUCACACAUCUGAAUCCAAGGAGUCUGAAAAAAAAAAUUUCAACUCCGAUUGCAGGCUGUGGCUUUAUCUUGUCAUUGCCCUGAAUAGAAAAAAUGUCAUCGAGAUCGGCUGCUGGCAUCAUAACCGCACGAUGCAUGGACUAUGAUGACGUCGCAUGGGCAAAGUGCGAUGAAAUGUUUGGAGUAUGGAGAGGCCGACUUUUUGAACAGGAGGUGCUGCGCGAUAUAGGACGGUUCAUCGACAAGUAUAGGGGCGGUGUUCCCGACGAGCUCUUUGCUCCCAGGCGAGGGGCGUUUAACGCUUGGCUUAGAAUGCAGUUCAGCGACGGGGGUUCGACGGUCAUCCGAUUUCCAUGUCCCGGGGCGUCAAUGUUCCCCGAAGAAAAGGUCAAGCGAGAAGUGGCGGUGAUGCAGUUUCUCGAAUAUUUCACCUCUUUGCGGGUCCCUCAUAAGAAGGAGGAAUGGGGGAGGAGAGAGGAGAAAGAGGAGAAAGAGAAGGCGGAAACGCCUCUGUCCGAUAAGUGA